AAAUAAUUAUGUAAGCUCAACCAACUUAGCCCUCUAUUACUAUCAGUGCAGGACCCAGAGAUCCAUAAUGGGUAGAUAGACUCAAAGAGGAAUAUACAGCUUUGAUCAAUUACAUAAAAAACAAUAAAAGCGAAGAUAAUGAUUGGGUUAAAUUGGAGCCAGCAAAUAAAGAAUGCACCAAGUAAUCAACAUGAAGGAUUAUAUAAUAGUUGGAAAGGGAAAUGUUGGGUUGUCCAUAAUUUGAUUCGCUAUGAAUUUGAUUUUUAAUUUGAAGUUAACAAAACACAAAUAUUUAUUAGAUUCCUCCUACAUACCCAUUAGCACCAAUUGAAAUUGAAAUCCCAUCACUAGAUGGUUUGACACCUAAAAUGUACAGAGGAGGCAAGAUCUGCAUUGAUAUUCAUUUUGCUCCUCUAUGGCAAAAAAACGCACCCAAAUUUGGGAUAGUCCAUGCUUUACAAUUAGCUGUAUAUAUAUAUGAAGUUGAUUUUUAAAUAGUUGGCACCAUGGCUGGCAGCUGAAAUUCCAGUGUUGAUUGAGGAAGGCAAGAUUAAAAAGGAUUGAUAAUGU
Molecule: messenger RNA, 570 nt
Organism: Paramecium octaurelia
Lineage: Eukaryota; Ciliophora; Oligohymenophorea; Peniculida; Parameciidae
Source: the annotation of a GenBank genome assembly